Messenger RNA from Penaeus vannamei (Pacific white shrimp), 1158 nucleotides. RefSeq names its product small lysine-rich protein 1. The record is from RefSeq and is a predicted model, not a curated record. NCBI's taxonomy places the organism in Eukaryota, Metazoa, Arthropoda, Malacostraca, Decapoda, Penaeidae.
GCAGCAUGCCGGCCAACCCGCAGCAGCCCAGGGGCGCCCCAGGGACAGGCGGGAGGACCUCCUGCUGGGGGCGAGGAGGGGAAGGCUCCGCGGGGGAAGCGCAGGCGUCGCCACCAAAGAGUCCUGAGAAGAAAGGAGGGGAUAAAGGGAAUAAGAAGAAGAGCAAGAGCAAGAAGAAGUCUUCCAAGGAGUCGGGAGGAGGUCGCGUUCACGUGGACAUUCUCGGAGAAACGGCGAUGCGCAACGCUCUCUUCAUUUGUCACAGCGUCCAGGAGCUUCUCUUUUGGCGCGGUUACCAGUGGGCGCCCGGAGGCAAGAAGCAGAAGGGGAAGAAGGGAAAGAAAUGAGGAACUGCCAAAGGAAUGAUCCGUUGUAGAAGGAUUUUGGAUGAAAUAUCUUUGUAUGUGUGUAAUUAACAUCUUCAGAAUAGCGUCAUCGCGAUUAGGAUCUAAUCUGGAAAUGCUGAUUACACAUCUUGCAUUACGUAAUUAUUCAGUUAUUCGCACUUCCGUAUUCGCCGCAAUGAGUCCCAUUUAGGCGAGAAACUCACCAGGGGAAAUGUGCAGAGCUGGGAUUUAGGCGGACCGAGGCACUGAGAUGUUAAAAAAGCUGUAUUAGAUUAUGUAUAUGUGGCUCUCCAUCAAGUGUUCAUGGAGAAUAUGGCUCUAGAACAGCUGUAGUCCCCUCGAUGGUGCUAUUUACUAGGCCUAGAACGACGAAAAAGUAAAAAUGGCCAUACCUUUCUCAGCCAAAACAUAUAGUUAUGAAAACAAAUAAUCGCACGUGAUUCUGAGUCCAUAUUGCAAUAAAAAUAUUACUCGAAUAUAUUUCAAAAUAGAAUAACAAAUUCAGACCUCGUAGCUAUUAGAACUCCGGCCCUGAAUAUGUACCCGGACAUUAUGCAAAUGUGAUUCUAAAUACGAAUAAGGAUGAACUGUUGACACAUUCUAUUUGUUGUAUUGUGAAUUAAAUAUUUAAUUAAAUAUAUAAGGAUUCUGGUUAUUGUGAGAUAAUCAGGAAUAAAAGAUAUUAUUGUAAAUGACCACAAAUAUAUGUCGUAUUUAUCAUGUAAUAUUUUUCCUGUAAGUGGGUAUUCUGACCCUUUGAAAGAUGGUGUAUAUACAAAAGAUGAAAUUCUCUCUAAGCCAAUAUAAUAUA